Molecule: messenger RNA, 3608 nt
Organism: Temnothorax curvispinosus
Lineage: Eukaryota; Metazoa; Arthropoda; Insecta; Hymenoptera; Formicidae
Product: protein unc-45 homolog B-like
Exons: 5
Coding region: 575-3511 (978 amino acids)
Molecular function (GO): Hsp90 protein binding
Source: RefSeq, a predicted model, not a curated record
UCGCUCGCAACGCUCGUGGAAUCAUUUCAUCCUUGUUGUUUGUCAAAUGUUAAACAAGGACGAAAUGAUGCUCGCGAGCGUUGUGAGCGAUAAGUGGAACCCAGCCAUUUGUAGACCAUACGCUUGGUGAAUGACCACGUACCUGCACGAAUAGACAACCUGUCAUACUGACGUGUAUACAGGUAUGCCAAUUCACUGCCAAUUGCCAAGUAGUUCCAACGUUGAAUAUGGGUGCGAGUGGCGUGCGAAGCAGUCGGUAAAACGAUAUCAAAACAAACACCGGCCGACGGCCGCUCGCAGAAGUCACAGGUUUCUCUCUGUUAUUUGUGCCUCAUUUACUCAUUAGCGUAAUUAACUACUCCGGUCACGUGGUUACAACCAGCGCAAGGUAGCCGCGAGCCACGUCCUCAGCUUGGCGUCAAUGCUUGCCGGUUUAGCGGGUUUUAAUCACCCGUUGAAAAGUUGACCGGUAAAAAAGUAAACACGUGGUGGAGAAAGUAGAAAAAGUUCGAGUGCUCCAGCAGCAUCAAAAAAACGUUACGAAAAGGAAGCUAUCCGACAGAGUUAUUCCACCAUGGCAAAGUCAGUUAUGACUGCACAGGAAUGGAAAGAGAAGGGUAAUGAAGAAUUUAGCAAAGGCAAUUGGUCAAAUGCCAUAAGUCACUACACAAACGGACUAAAACUAAUAAAAGAGGACAACGCUGAGAAAGGAGUUUACUACAAAAAUCGAGCUGCAGUAUAUUUAAAGCUACACGAUUACGAGAAAGUGGUUGAAGACUGUGACAGUGCGUUAAAGAUAUGUUGUAACAAAGCACUGUAUCGCAGAUGUCAAGCACUAGAGGCGUUAGAGAGAUUCGAGGAGGCAUAUCGGGACGCGGAGAUCAUUAUUUCAUCUGACCCCAAUAACAAAGUUAUUCAGCCUGUAGCGACGCGCUUAUUUGAAAUUGUACAAGAACGUCGUAAGGAAAAUGUAUCACAAAUGCUGGAUUUAGCAUUUAACGUGAGUGCAGAUAACGGCAAACGUGAAACCGCUAUGAACAAUCUGCUUGUACUCGCACGUGAGAGAGCUGGUGCCGAAGAGAUUUUCAAAAAGGAAAGCGUAUCCAAACUCGUUCAACUUGUGAAAGUGGAAAAGAACGAAGAAGUGAUCUGUACUGCGAUUCGCAUUAUAGGCGAAUUAUGCAAAAACAAUAUUAAUCGAACCGAGUCUGUUAUGAAAUUCGUCGGUUUAUCUUGGUGUCUGGAAAUAAUGAACAGCACAUCUAUACAGAGAGUUAAUGCGUCUCAAUAUUGUUUACAGAAUAUAUUGAACACUUACAGCGGCAUGAAUAACAAACCCGAUUCGAAACCUGACGAUGCGUUGUGCGCGGCGCAUAAAGAAGAAAUUGACACGAUUCUAUCGUGUCUAUUAAAUAGUGUAACGAGUAGAACGAUAACAGGCCUUGCUAGAGAUGCAAUAAUAGAACUUAUUAUGCGUAAUAUUCAUUGCGUAACUGCAUUAGACUGGGCCGAACGAUUUGUCGAACUUCGCGGUUUGCAAAAAUUAAUGGAGGUGGCCGGUGAAAUGGAGGGAUACAAAUACAAUUCCUCGAUAGACAUCACAUCUUCCACACGAACUAAAACCAGUAUGUGUUUAACAAAAAUAUAUGAAAACAUGUACUACGAUGCUGCUAAGGAAAAAUUUAUCAACGCCAUUGAAGAAUUUAUUAAAGAUAAAUCGCUUUCACCUGACACAGAAUCCAAGGUGCGUAUAGUACUUGCGAUAACAACUUUAAUAUUCGGACCGCUAGACGUUGCGAACGUAAUUAUCUGUAAAAAAGAAGUUAUUGGGUUGAUUCUUGCUAUGGCGAAAACGGAUGACGUAUUGCAACAGAAAAUGGUUUGCGAAUGUAUCGUUGCCGCUAUAACCAAUUGUAACAAGGCCAACAUAUUUAUAUGGCGAGGUCGAAAUAUAUUGCAGAACCUGUAUUAUUCUAAGCAUGAUUCAAUUCGGAUUCGAGCGUUAGUGGGUUUAUGCAAGUUAACCAAUUUCGAAGACGCACUCUGCUCUCCGACUAUCAAACUGUUCCCGCAUGGAGCGGCGAAGGAAUUGGCCAAGGUUUGCAGACGAUUCUUGAUCAAUUAUAAGAAAGAAAAAGAUAUGAUAAAAUGGGCCUUAAAAGGCUUGUCGUACCUUACUUUCGACGACGACGUCAAAGACGAGUUGAUCGAGGAUCAACAAGCCAUUCGAGCAAUGAUGGAGCUCACCAAGACUGGUGAUCAAUCGAUUUCCUACGGCGUGCUUGUAACGUUGAUAAAUUUGUGCAACGCUUAUGAAGAGCAAGAACACAUACCCGAGAUUUUAGAAUUGAUAACGGUUGUCAGACAUCAUUUUGCCGACAAACACGUUGUAGCCGACGACGAAAACGACGCCAGAAUAAGAAGAAGACUAUGCAUGUUAGCGAAAGCCGGUAUGACCAGCACUCUAGUAAACCUCUCCAAAACGAACAGUCGAAAUAUUAAGGAAUUGACAGCCACCGUUCUCAACGCGAUAUGCAUUCCAGACGAAAUUAGAGAAAUAAUUGUUCAACAAGGCGGCACAAAAGCAUUAUUGUCGUUAGCGCAGGAUUCCACAUACAAGACAAAGAAGGAAGCUUCGCGAGCCCUGGUCCAUCUAGCACACGCGUUACCUCCUGAGGUUGCAUUUCCUGGCCAGAUAAUCAUGGAGGUUGUUCGGCCGAUGGUAAAUCUCUUGAACCCAGAGUGUUCCGCUGACGAGAAUUGCGAGACUGUAACAGCUCUGUGCAAUCUUGCUAAAGUCAGCGACACCAUGAGAGGAAAUAUAUUCAAGGAGGGAGUGUUUCAGAAGAUCGAGGCCUUUGUGUACGGGAAAGACAUCCUUUUGAAAGUGGCGUCCCUAGCACUUAUUGGUAUUUUGUUAUCAAACCAUGAAGUCGCUAUCCAAUGUUUCGAGGAGGACAAAUCUCGAGUUAAGCAUCUUAUGUUACUGUGCAAGGACAAGAAUCAAGAUACUAAGUUCGCAGCAGCUGCAAUUCUAAUGGCGCUGACGGCGGCCAACAGAGAGGCGUGCAAGAAAGUUUUUGACUCGAAUUCCUGGUUGGAAUCCCUACGCCUUUUACUCACUAAUCCAGAGGGUAAGAUACAAGAAAGGGGUAUUAUAAUUGUGAUAAAUAUGUUGAGAAGCUCGAAAGACGUCGCUGUAAAACUUAUGGAAACAGACAUAAUGAAAAUACUGACGGUAUUGACCAAAAAUGAUACCGUGCCAAUCAAUAUCAAGGAAUUGGCAUCCGUUGCUUUAAAGGAAGCUGCAGAUCGAUCCGGUAACGAAGAACGUCGACAAGCAAACAUCGUCAUGAUCGAACGGGAAUGUGAUAGAGCACGUCUAUCAGGACAAUUAAACCUUCUAAGCCGUUUGCUCAGAGACUUAUGGGCAUAUGAACUUGUUGAAAAUAUACCCACAAACGUAGACUCAGAAAUCGCAAAAGUACUAGAAGGAACUGAACGACGAUGAUUUCAUGGGAAAAAGGUGGAAAAUAUUUUAAUUCAGAGAUCUUAUUAUAUAUUUUUAUAUUUCAAAUAAAAUGCUUUAAAUAAUAAAAUAAAUGUUU